AUGGCCCCUUGUGUGUGGUCUGAUGGCAGCCUGAAACACUCUAUUGACAUUUACGCUUACGAUAACUUCCAUUGCGACGACGACGCCGAACAACCAGAGGGCAUAUUCGCCGCCACAGAAGAGCUGCGCACUCACCUCAACUCCACGCCACCUUAUUCCCCAAAAGAAAAUGUCGUGUUUGAAGCCCUCUGUCGAAUAGUGCAUGGAUCGAAUUUGAUCGAAGGGGCAGGAACAAGUCCUGUUUGCACAACAGGUCUCUGGCGAUCCUCUCUCGGAAGACAAACCCCCGAACAUCUCUCGCAGAAGCAUAUCGUCUACCGUUGGCUUAAGCUGGAGCAGCCCAGACGAGAGCGGACUGACGACGAUGCGACAAUACAAAAAAUCUACCGCGAAGUGGUACAACAUCUCUGCGCCCUCAUGUUUCUUCUUGACGAAAUUGUGCUGCAGGACAAGCCAUUCUCAGAGGAGUUGAUACCUGAAGCUCACAAGAUCUUGACCUAUAAGGUUGACUCUGCUGCUGACAGCUACAACGUCUACGGCGGCGUGUACCGUACCACAGACGUCUGCGCUGGCCUCACUACGUUCACAGCCCCUGAGCACGUCCCACGCGAGAUGCGCGCCUUGAUCGCGGCACUGUCGUCCGAGAUACUCGCGGCUGAACAAGUUGGCCACAUCGACCCUUACUUACUGGCAGCAAAGUAUUGUCACAAGUUUAUCAACAUCCAUCCCUUCGUUGAUGGCAAUGGUCGUAUGUGUCGACUGAUCCUCAACAUCCUGCUCUUCAAAUAUGCAGGUGACUUUUGCGUUCUAGGAGAAAACGAGCAAGCAAAAGAUGAAUAUCUAUCCAUUGCAGUAAGAGGCAGUCAAUCAGAUCAAACCUGGAAAGAAUCAGAUGAAGAGGAAGCUGCAUCCAUGAAACCACCAUGGGGCGAACUUGCUCUUCUUAUUCUGCGUCAGUCGAGGAAAGGUAUGCAAGAAGUCCUUCAGCACGAGACGUUUCUCAGAAAUCCUCCCAAGUGUUUUCAUAGGAGCGUGCAAGCUGGUCAUGAGGUUGCGGAGGGUUCUUCAAGCAAGACAGAUGAACAAACAUGA
Aureobasidium melanogenum CBS 110374 is the source of this 1092-nucleotide messenger RNA. RefSeq lists its product as uncharacterized. Bases 1 to 1092 code for a protein of 363 amino acids. The transcript has a single exon. The record is from RefSeq and is a predicted model, not a curated record. Lineage: Eukaryota; Fungi; Ascomycota; Dothideomycetes; Dothideales; Saccotheciaceae.